CACCCGGGCGUCUUCAUUACGCCGAUUCUGUUUCAAAACGUUUCUUAAACGGAAGGAAACGGGGCGGGACCUACCCGAAUGUGUCCAAUGGAAAUUCUCGUUUUAGUUGCAAAACAUUUUGCAACAGUUUGGACUAAUGAUUACACCCCUGCUAGAGAGCUAGCUAGUUAUUAGCCAGCGUCAAGCCAAGGCUUUGCCAAUGUAAUAAGAACAUUGGCACUGCAUUUCACGUUCAGUAACCAAAGGCGUAAUGUGACAUUUCGAGGAAGAAUAUGACAAGAAUAUCAGUUGGACAUCAAAAUCGGACUGCAAAGGAGAGAGCCGGGAAGAAUGGAGAAGUUCUAUUGUAGAGUCACGACAACGAGAUUCUCUGUUUCUUGAGUAACUACUGUCAAAAUCUGAGGAAUAGCAAUACUGUGUUUUUCUGUGCGAUCUUGAAGCUGUUGUCAUUUGCAACUUUGAAAAUGAUGUAUUCAUCAAGAAGAAAACCAGUCCUCUAUUUCAAAGAAGACAGACGAUUCUGGUCUGGGAAAUGCACAGUUUACAAACUCUUUGGUCUGUGUAUGGUGCUGGUACUGGUCUCCCUCCUAUGGCUCCAACUAAGCUGUACAGGAGACAUGAGCCGGGUUGUAGUGGAUGACGGACGCCUCCUCCAUCAGCCCUGUCCGCUGGAGAGACGGGCAUCCGCUGCGGACAACCCUUCCUGGGGUCUUCACAAGCUGGCCCUCCUGAUACCUUUCCGGGAGAGGUUUGAGGAGCUGCUGGUGUUUGUCCCCUUCAUGCACACCUUCUUGAACAACAAGAAAAUACUGCAUAAGAUCUUCGUAAUCAACCAGAUGGAUCACUAUCGGUUCAACAGAGCCUCUCUCAUUAACGUUGGUUACAUGGAGAGUGGUAACGACACUGAUUACAUCGCCAUGCACGAUGUGGACUUGUUACCUCUGAAUGAAGCUCUGGACUAUGGAUUCCCAGAGGAGGGUCCUUUCCACGUGGCCUCACCAGAACUACACCCCCUCUAUCACUACAAGACAUACGUGGGAGGAAUCCUGCUGCUCACCAAACAGCAUUAUCACAUGUGCAACGGCAUGUCCAACCGGUUCUGGGGAUGGGGGAGAGAGGACGAUGAAUUCUACAGGAGACUAAGAACUGCUGGAUUACAGCUCUUCAGACCCAGGGGGAUAAAAACAGGGUAUGAAACCUUUCGCCACAUCCAUGACCCUGCCUGGAGGAAGAGAGACCAGAAGAGAAUGGCUGCACAGAAACAGGAACAAUUCAAGGUUGACCCUGAGGGCGGGUUGACUAACUUGCAGUACAAGGUGGAGUCGAGACACGAGCUGACUAUUAGUGGAGCCCCUGUCACUGUCCUCAACACCAAACUGGAGUGUGACACGGACAAGACUCCCUGGUGUCUGCUGAACUAAGAUGGCCCCCCAUGAUAGACCCAUGCUGCCUCUCAUCUGGGUUAUGUUCAUUAUCCACCAAAACAGAAGAAAACAAGACUGAAACAGGAAGGGACUACCUGAACUUCUCCAAUGAGAAAAACUUGUUUUUGUGUGCCCUAAUUAAUAUGACCCUGGUACUACAGAGGGGGGUGUUCACCCUGCUUGCUGUGCUAGCUGAGACCGUUUCUGAUCCGGAGGACAUGGCUGAAACAAACAACCGCACCAGAAGACAUGGGUACCAUCUUCUGGCCGGCCCAGAGGAGAGGUUUUGGCCUUUUGACGUUUGAACCCAGCAACAGCUUCCCUCAUUGGAGAGAUGGAAUGUAUUUAUAAACUAGCUAUAUUAUGUUAUCCUUUUGAACUGCAGCGUAGCUGUCUGACUUUCAUUCAGAACUGUGAGUGACUGGAUCUCAUGCAGACCUAACUUCAGGGGGCUUUCAACGAGAGACACUUUGCCAAUAUUGACUAUACAUGAAAGGAAGGGUGUACUGAAAUAAUAAGCAAUGGCCUUUGUAUCUGUUUAUCCAGGGACCGACCAGGACCAACCCUGCUUAGCUUCAAAGGCCAGCCAGCAGUGGGAUGCAGGGUGGUCUGCUGCUGAGUGUGAUCCCAAUGGACCAUUUGCACUUUUCAGAAAUCCGUUCUCUGUCCUUCAGUUGAAGUCUGCUAUAUUGUCUGGUUUAAUGUAUUAUCAUCAGAGUUAGUUUACAUAUGAAAGGGUUUUCUUUCUGACAUUGGAUUGGCAUGCCACUUCCAUGAUCCAUAGCGCUGUAUUCUCAUCCGGUAUCCAUUGUGACCCAUCAUGUGAUCAACUGGUAGUGAGUUGAGUAUCAGAGUGCCAUUUUGGGUUGUUGAUGGUAAAUCAGCUUUUAAAGGUUUACAGUUUUGCUUUAGAAGGUUUUCAGAGACCGACUAGACGUUAUGAAAGUAUGUUUAGGUAAUGCUGAAGCGUAUGUUACAACAGUGUGGCCAUAUACCAUACUGCUGUAAUGUCUUUUUGAAUGACGAGACAAGUCAACGGUACCGAAAAAUGUAUUUGUACAAUAUUCAGUAUUUAUAUAAAGUUUUGAUUCAAAACCCCAGGAAAAACAUGCAUUCGUAUUCUCGU
Messenger RNA from Coregonus clupeaformis (lake whitefish), 2550 nucleotides. It is a transcript of the gene b4galt7, whose product is annotated as xylosylprotein beta 1,4-galactosyltransferase, polypeptide 7 (galactosyltransferase I). NCBI's taxonomy places the organism in Eukaryota, Metazoa, Chordata, Actinopteri, Salmoniformes, Salmonidae. The record is from RefSeq and is a predicted model, not a curated record. The transcript has 6 exons. Bases 465 to 1421 code for a protein of 318 amino acids. Gene Ontology annotation, molecular function: xylosylprotein 4-beta-galactosyltransferase activity. Gene Ontology annotation, biological process: carbohydrate metabolic process; proteoglycan biosynthetic process.